AUGGCAGACCUGAAGCUUGACUUCGUCACCCUCGAUGUCUUCACUGACACCCGGUUCCUGGGCAACCCGCUCGCGGUGGUCUUCGUCCCGGCGACUGUCCGGAACCGCCUCGACCAGGAGACCAAGCAGCGCAUCGCGCGCGAGUUCAACCUCUCCGAGACAGUGUUCCUGCACACGCUCGAGAACGAGCCCAGCACGGGCUCCAGCACCCGCGAAAUCGACAUCUUCACCCCGAGGAAGGAGCUUCCUUUCGCCGGCCACCCAACCGUCGGCUCGGCCUACCUGAUCCUGCACCACUUCGGCUGGGGCCACGUCGACACGCUGCAGACCAAAGCCGGGCCGAUCCGUAUCGAGGCGCUCGCAGGCCAGGCAGCGGGCCGCAUCCGGGCGGCGAUCCCGCACGCGGUGCGCAUCCACCAGCACUCGCUGGGCAGCCUGCUCAGCGCCCCGUCCACGGAGCCGGCCACGGCGAGCGCCAUCGAGCAGGGCCUGUCGCCGCACGCGGAUAUCCGCGCGGCCGAGCUGAGCGCGCCCGUCGUGAGCAUCGUCCGCGGCAUGACUUUUGUCUUGGUGCGCCUGGAGAAUCUGGAGCAGCUCGCGCGUGCGCCGCCGGCGGCCGAUAUCGAUUUUGACAAGAUCGGUUUGCUUGAUGAGGGGGCGUGGAAAGAGAGUCUCGUUGUGCGGUACUAUUAUGUUCUGGGGGGGGAUGAGGCGUCUGCAGGGGGCAAUGAGAGGACCAACAUCCGGACGAGGCUGCUGCGAUCUGGGUUCGAGGAUCCUGCUACCGGCAGCGCGGCGUGCACGCUGUCAAGCUAUCUGGCCUGCCAACGGGGGGCGGUGGAAAAGGGGGCGUCUUUUGCGAUUACGCAAGGCGUGGAGAUGGGGAGGCGGAGUGAGAUUUAUAUUGAUGCCACUGUUCAGCGUGUCGGUUCAUCGGGGGCGGUCGGCAUCAAGGAACUUCAUCUUGGUGGAACGGCCGUGGUUGUGAUGAACGGGAUUUCAGGCGAGGUCCCCGAGGAGCCCGUCGUGUCGCGGAAGACAGGCACCGUGUUCGAGAAGCGGCUGAUUCUAAAGUACAUCGAAGAGAACGGGAAGGAACCCGGCACCGACGAGGAGCUCGACCCCGAAGACCUGUUGUCCGUCAAGACCAGUCGCGUGGUCCGGCCGCGCCCACCGAACUUCACAUCCCUGCCGUCGCUGCUCAAGGCUUUUCAGGAUGAAUGGGAUGCGCUGGUGCUCGAGACAUACAAUACAAGGGAACAACUCUCCCGGACGAGGGAGGAACUCGCGACAGCUCUCUAUCAGCACGAUGCAGCGGUCCGUGUCAUUGCACGGCUAACCAGGGAGCGGGACGAGGCCCGCGAGGCUCUGUCCAACGUCACCGUUGCCCAGGCAGCGGCGGGGCCUGCAAACGGUGAUGCGAUGGCUGUUGACAACGAGAGCCUGCCGGAGAACCUGGUGGAACAUGUCAACGAGUUGCAGCAACAAUUAACAAAGGGCCGCAAGAAGCGCCCCAUCCCCAAAGGCUGGGCAAACUCGGACGACGUGGCCAACCUCCAGCAAGUCUCGUACACCGACCUGACCGUCUCACAAGCGUCGUCCCUCGAUACCGAAUCCGAGUACGCGGCCAUUGGCGGCCUGGACGGGAAGCUCGAUAUCUACUCGAUCCAGGGUAACACGGUGGAGAGGACACUUGACAUUGGCGAGCCGGUGACGGCCACGGCCUGGACGGGGAGCAAGGUCGUCCUGGCCACGGCGAGGGGGUCCGUCAAGGUGUUUGACAACGGUAGCGAGACGGCCUCGUUCCAGGCGCACGCGGGUGCGGCGACGGGCCUCUCGGUACAUCCGGGCGGGCGGAUCCUUGCGUCUGUCGGUGUGGACAAGAGCUUCGUCUUUUACGAUCUGGAGUCGCUGGAGCAGGUAUCUCGGUGCUAUACUGAUGCUUCUCUCACCGCCUGCGCAUUCCACCCCGACGGCAAGCUCUUUGGUGCCGGGACACAAUCAGGGGAUAUCAAGGUUUUCCAGUCCGAUACCGGUGAGCAGGCAGAAAGCUUCAACCUCGGCACGCCAGUGCAAACGCUCGUCUUUUCCGAGAACGGCUUCUGGUUUGCUGCGGCGGGCAAGGGCCAGUCGACGACCACCAUUUUCGACUUGCGGAAAUCGGGUCCCGCGGCCCAGGUCAAGGAGCUGCAAACGGGUGACGCCCAGGCCCUGGCAUGGGACUACACGGGCCAGUACCUGGCGACGGCUGGAUCGAUGGGUGUCACGGUGCAGAUGUACUCCAAGAGCUCCAAGUCGUGGUCCGAGCCGCUUCGGACCAGCACGCCCGCUGCCGCCAUCAGGUGGGGACCCGAGGCCAAGUCGCUGGUCACGGUGAGCAAGGAGGGCGUGGUGUCGGUGCUUGGGGCUAAGGAAUGA
Molecule: messenger RNA, 2418 nt
Organism: Chaetomium fimeti
Lineage: Eukaryota; Fungi; Ascomycota; Sordariomycetes; Sordariales; Chaetomiaceae
Exons: 5
Coding region: 1-2418 (805 amino acids)
Biological process (GO): DNA repair; mRNA splicing, via spliceosome; biosynthetic process
Cellular component (GO): cytoplasm; Prp19 complex; U2-type catalytic step 1 spliceosome
Molecular function (GO): ubiquitin protein ligase activity; protein binding
Source: RefSeq, a predicted model, not a curated record